AUGAAAGCAGCCUAUAUACAGUUCAUCGGUGGCGCCAGCGGAGACAUGCUCCUUGGCGCCCUUAUUGAUUUGGGACUUUCGUUGGAGGAACUCCGAAGCAGCCUGUCUCUUCUAAGUGUGGACGGCUACCAACUAUUGGGAAUACCAGGUGUAUAUGCUGCUCCACUGGUUCUGGGUGUUUCCGCGCCACCGCGCUGGCCUGGCGGAUAUUCCAACCCUGCCCCAGCCACGCUGGAACUUGUUGCCUUGGCGAAAGCCCCCAUCGCGCCCGAACUUUCCAUCCACCAGGGAGCGGGCGAGUUAACCACCCCCACCGGCGCUGCCAUCAUUGCUUCGCUAGCCCAGUUCCAGAGGCCGGCAAUGACCGUGGAAGGCAUCGGCGUAGGGUUGGGCAGCAAAGACCCGGAAGCCUUCCCCAACGUGGUCCGCAUAUGGGUUGGCGAGGUCGCCGAAAAUCCGGCGCAAUUCUCAGCCAUUGGCCCGCGCCAACAGGGAAUAGUGCUGUUGGAAACCAACCUGGAUGAUGUAACGGGUGAAGUAUUGGGGUACGCUCAGGAGCGGCUUUUCGACCUCGGCGCCCUCGACGUUUGGCACACGCCUAUUCAAAUGAAGAAAAAUCGGCCAGGGAUUAUCCUGUCCGCACUUUUACCACAAAGCCUGGAGCAAGCGGGGGUGGAGCUUAUUCUCCGAGAGACGCCUACUUUGGGUGUGCGCAGCCGACCGGUAGAAAGGUAUGCUGCGGAAAGACGGAUCGAAACUUUGGAGACCGACCUGGGACAGAUCCGAGUGAAGCUAAAGUACCUGGCCGGCGGGAUCGUGGCUGCUGCCCCGGAAUACGAAGAUUGCCGGCGCAUCGCACUGGAAAGUGACCGAUCGCUAAUGGAAAUCUAUCGGAAGGCGGAAACGGAAGCGCAGGCCAAAUUUCUGACCUGA
Molecule: messenger RNA, 933 nt
Organism: Geodia barretti
Lineage: Eukaryota; Metazoa; Porifera; Demospongiae; Tetractinellida; Geodiidae
Source: the annotation of a GenBank genome assembly